Drosophila yakuba is the source of this 985-nucleotide messenger RNA. RefSeq names its product myosin light chain alkali (gene Mlc1). The record is from RefSeq and is a predicted model, not a curated record. Gene Ontology annotation, cellular component: muscle myosin complex. Lineage: Eukaryota; Metazoa; Arthropoda; Insecta; Diptera; Drosophilidae. Bases 112 to 579 code for a protein of 155 amino acids. The transcript is spliced from 6 exons. Gene Ontology annotation, molecular function: calcium ion binding.
CUGGUUGGCUUUCACCUCAGAAUUACCUUGCCGUACUGCCGCUGACGAAUAACGUUCAGUCGAGACCGAGCUCAUCCGCGAUACAGUUGAUUUUCGCAUCAAACAGACAAAAUGGCUGAUGUUCCAAAGCGUGAAGUUGAAAAUGUCGAAUUCGUUUUCGAAGUCAUGGGCUCCCCCGGUGAGGGCAUCGAUGCCGUCGACCUAGGUGAUGCCCUCCGCGCUCUGAACUUGAACCCCACCUUGGCGCUGAUCGAGAAAUUGGGCGGCACCAAGAAGCGCAACGAGAAGAAGAUCAAGCUGGAUGAGUUCCUGCCCAUCUACUCACAGGUCAAGAAGGAGAAGGAGCAGGGCUGCUACGAGGACUUCAUCGAGUGCUUGAAGCUCUACGACAAGGAGGAGAACGGCACCAUGUUGCUGGCUGAGCUGCAGCACGCCCUGCUGGCGCUUGGUGAGAACUUGGAUGACGAGCAGGUGGAGACCCUGUUCGCCGACUGCAUGGAUCCCGAGGAUGAUGAAGGAUUUAUCCCCUACUCUCAGUUCGUCCAGCGCCUGAUGAGCGAUCCCGUCGUCUUCGACUAAACACAUUCCUCGCCAGAAUGUGUGACAGACCAGAUCAGCUAAAAUAGUUGAAAACAACAGCUUCAAACCAACUACAACAACACCAACAAACUUUUAGCGACAACCAUUCUCCAUAGAUGUUAUAUUCAUCGCUAACUCUCUCUAUCUCUCUCGUAUAUUAUUUUAAUUAAAAAUUACUUCUGCUACUACAACUGCAAAAUUGAACUUCAAGAUAAUAUUAUUUUUUAAAAAAUAAAAAAAUUUAAAUUAUAAAAUAACGAAAACAAACAAAAAAAAAACUGAAAAAUAUUCAAAGUUUUGUGCACCAUCAUUUUUUGUUAUGAAUUAUUUUGUUGGUUCAGCCAAAUGCAAAGCAAUAGUUAAUGAUGAUUUUAUAUGAGACGUGAAUAAACCACAUAGCAAAUAA